Daucus carota subsp. sativus is the source of this 510-nucleotide messenger RNA. RefSeq names its product zinc finger protein 5. The transcript has a single exon. The record is from RefSeq and is a predicted model, not a curated record. Gene Ontology annotation, biological process: cytokinin-activated signaling pathway; trichome differentiation; trichome morphogenesis. Lineage: Eukaryota; Viridiplantae; Streptophyta; Magnoliopsida; Apiales; Apiaceae. Bases 1 to 510 code for a protein of 169 amino acids. Gene Ontology annotation, molecular function: transcription cis-regulatory region binding; DNA-binding transcription factor activity. Gene Ontology annotation, cellular component: nucleus.
AUGUCAGAAAAAGAUUUGCAUUACAAUGUUCAAUCUGACCAUAAACUCUCUUCAUCUGUGAAGCUUUUUGGUAUAGUGGUGACUAAUCGCGAGAAAUCUCCAGUUACAGAGCAACCUGAUCUCGACAACAAGAGAUAUGAGUGCCAAUACUGUCACCGAGAGUACAGUAACUCUCAGGCCUUGGGUGGCCAUCAAAAUGCUCACAGGAAAGAGCGGCAAAGAUCAAAGCGAGCCCAGUUCUUGAGCGAUCCACGUUAUCGACCACUAGGACUCACAUUGCCUCUUAUCAGUGCCCCUGCUGCUCCAUCAGGACAGAUGGUUUACUCAGGCACCCCCUCGGUUCAGUCGCGUGUACUUUUAUCAGGAGUUCCUCUUAGAAACCGUAGGAAAGUCUUCGUUGGACAGCCGUGUUUUAACACCGUGGUGCCACUGAAUGUUGAGAGUUCGAGGUCAAGAUCAGCGGAUGGCAGGCCAGCAUUGGACGGAUUAGAUGUUGAUCUUCACCUUUAG